AUGAUUGCUACCAAAUUCUCCAAAAGGAUUCUCAGGACGACGAGGCUAGCGCGUAGAACUUUCGUUGAACCGAUCAGGAAGUUUGAAAAGGCUCCAAAAGAGGAGACAUCUAAACCCUCUGGGAUUGACAUGAUCAAGUUGAGUCAGAAGCUUGAAGAUCAGCGGAAAAGAGUGCUCGCCUUUGGAGAUGAUAUCCAUGCUGUUAAGGAAUACAAACAAGGAUUUUGGGAGGAUCAGGAAGCGAAGCACCAUCAAGAGAAAAUCCCUGGUUUUGACUAUAUUGAUUGGAAGAAGAAUGUAUGGGAUAAUCUUAAUCCUCCUCAGGAUCCAUUCCAUGAUAAUAGAAUGAAGGUCCAUGCUUAUGGAGUUGGGCAAUUUAUGAUUAACAAGUAUCAUAUAUCCGGAUCUGUGAUUAUUACACCUUCAAAAUUUUUUAAAUGGAAUAUUGACGAUCCUGAAGAGAUUAAACCACAUACUUUAGAGGUUUUCAGCUAUAUUAAGCCAAGACCACAAUAUAUAGUCAUUGGAACUGGAACUUCUGUUUAUGAAUUUCAUCCUGCCUUUAAAGCUCAUUUUGCUUCUAUGGGAAUAAAGGUGGAUGUUGUCGACACUUUCAAAGCAAUAACCACAUUCAAUAACUGAGUUGACGACGAAGUGAAUGUUGCAUGUGCUCUCGUGCCUACAGUUAUAUAAAUAUUUUCAACCUUG
Messenger RNA from Moneuplotes crassus, 708 nucleotides. The record is from the annotation of a GenBank genome assembly. NCBI's taxonomy places the organism in Eukaryota, Ciliophora, Spirotrichea, Euplotida, Euplotidae.